This is a messenger RNA of Cajanus cajan (pigeon pea), 2064 nucleotides long. NCBI's taxonomy places the organism in Eukaryota, Viridiplantae, Streptophyta, Magnoliopsida, Fabales, Fabaceae. The record is from RefSeq and is a predicted model, not a curated record.
GUAUCAUCAAACACCUACACACAAGAGUUGAGUAGGUCCCAUAAAAGAGGGCUACGGCUUCGGCAUCUCCAUCUCCUUCUCCUUCUUCUCCUUCUUCUCUCCAUCCCACAAAUCCAAACAUUGCCAUGAUUAUGAUAGUGGGAAUGGGAACCCUGGCGGCCGCCUUCCUUUUGUUAACGCUCUUCCGAACCAAGAAGCUGUGGGAAGAUUGGUUCCACGUGUACCACUUCCUCAAAGUCCCAGAAGUGAAGGAAACAACGCAGCAGCAGCAGAACCACCUCUACACACAAGUCUCCCUCUACUUACAUUCCCUACUUUCCAUCGAAGACUGCCACUCCGCCAAUCUCGUAACGGGAAAGAAUCAAAACGACAUCGUCCUCUCCCUCGCCCCCAACCAAACCAUCCAGGACCACUUUCUCGGAGCCACGCUCUUCUGGUCCAACCUAACCCACACCCCAACCCCAACCUUCCUUCUCAAAAUCAGAAAGCUCGACAAGCCCCGAAUCCUUCGCCCCUACCUUCAACACAUUCACACCGUCGCCGACCAAAUCCACCACCAAGGGAACCGCCAUUUGCGCCUCUUCAUCAACAACGCCCACCACUUCGGACGCUGGAGAUCCCUUCCCUUCACGCAUCCUUCCACCUUCCACACCAUCGCCAUGGAACCGGAUCUCAAGAACCGACUCAAAUCCGAUCUCCAAUCCUUCCUCAGAGCCAAACAAUACUACCACCGCCUCGGCCGCGUCUGGAAGCGGAGCUUCCUCCUCUAUGGUGCCUCCGGCACCGGAAAAUCCAGCUUCGUCGCCGCCAUGGCCAAUUUCCUCUCCUACGACGUCUACGACAUCGACCUCUGCAAAAUCCCUAGCGACUCAGAUCUGAAACUCCUCCUCCUCCACACCACGCCGAAAUCGGUGGUGGUGAUCGAAGACCUGGACCGGUUCCUGGCGGACAAAACGUCUAGAGUGAGCGCGUCCGGGAUACUGAACUUCAUGGAUGGGAUUCUCACCUCGUGUUGCGCUGAAGAGAGAGUGAUGGUGUUCACGAUGAACACGAAGGAACAUGUUGACCCGAACCUUCUUCGGCCGGGUCGGAUCGACGUGCAUAUCCAUUUUCCUCUUUGUGAUUUUUCGGCGUUCAAAACGCUUGCGAGUAGUUACCUUGGUGUGAAGGAGCACAAGUUGUUCCCUCAGGUGCAGGAGAUUUUCCAAAACGGUGCCAGUUUGAGUCCCGCUGAAAUCGGUGAGUUGAUGAUCGCCAACCGAAACUCGCCGAGUCGGGCUAUUAAAUCCGUUAUUACGGCUUUGCAAACGGACGGUGACGGCCGAGGGUGCGGCUUGAUCGGACGGCAGACAGAGGAUGGUGAUGAUGAGUUGGAUGAGCCUAAUGGAGUUGUGUGCGGUGAGGGUCUCCACACGGUUAAGGAUUUGCGCAAAUUGUACGGUUUUUUCCGCUUCAGAGUUACCAGAAGAUCUUCGUCGUCCAUUGCUUCCUUACCGGCGAGCCCAUUGCGAUAGUGAAUUAUGCGUUGGAUAAGAGUGUGUAAUGUUCUCGAUUGCACCUCAUUCCGGGGAACACUCUUUCGAAAUAAAGACAAUUUAGGAUUUAGGGGCAAAGCCUUUUUGGUUCCUUCUUGGUGAUUGUCGUUUUUGGAGCCAUUUGCAUGGGACUGUAAAAAUCUUUAGAAAUAGAUUGAUAAAUUGCAUAUAGGAAAAGAAUUUGCAUAGCCAAAACAAAGUUAUCCUGUGGAUCUCGUUUCCCCAUUUUGGUGAAUUGUGAGUCCAUUUUCAUGUAUAGAUUUAUUACAGGAAAAAAAAAUUCCUUCAUGCACAUGCGCAUUUCAAAUGUUUCUCCCCCUAUCAUUAUUUAGUUCUAGAGAGAUAGAGAUAGAGAUUAGUUUUUCUGUUUUUUUAAAAAAAUUGUUUCUCGUGGUAAAAAUGAUGUGUUGGUCCAUUUUGUUUCACCAAAUUAGAAACCAUCUUGGUCUUAUUAUUUGGGUUAUGGUAUGUCUUUAUGUUACAAAGGGUGCUUGGCUUUGUUGCAAAGUUAGAAAUAAUUAAAUUUCUU